Peromyscus maniculatus bairdii (prairie deer mouse) is the source of this 2812-nucleotide messenger RNA. Lineage: Eukaryota; Metazoa; Chordata; Mammalia; Rodentia; Cricetidae. The record is from RefSeq and is a predicted model, not a curated record.
GCUGGGCCAACAUGGCAUCUGUGUUUCGAAGCGAGGAGAUGCGUUUGUCCCAAGUGUUUCUCCAGGUGGAGGCUGCAUAUUGCUGCGUAGCUGAGCUGGGAGAGCUUGGCUUGGUUCAGUUCAAAGAUCUAAAUGCAAAUGUGAACAGCUUCCAGAGGAAGUUUGUGAAUGAAGUCCGAAGGUGCGAGUCACUGGAGCGCAUCCUCCGUUUUCUGGAAGAUGAGAUGCAGAACGAGAUUCUAAUCCAGAUGCCUGAGAAGGAGCCAGAAACUCCUCUUCCCCGAGAAAUGAUCACCCUGGAGAGUACUCUAGAGAAACUGGAAGGAGAGCUACAGGAAGCCAACCAGAACCAGCAGGCUUUGAAGAAGAGCUUUUUGGAACUGACAGAACUCAAAUACCUCCUAAAGAAAACCCAGGACUUUUUUGAGACAGAAACCAACUUAGCUGAUGAUUUCUUUGUUGAAGACACUUCAGGUCUCUUGGAGUUAAGAGCCAUACCUGCCUUCAUGACUGGGAAGUUGGGGUUCACAGCUGGCGUGAUACACAGGGAGAGGAUGGCUUCCUUCGAGAGGCUUCUGUGGAGAGUUUGCCGGGGAAAUGUGUACUUGAAGUUCAGCGAGAUGGACACACUUCUGGAGGAUCCCGUGACGAAAGAAGAAAUUAAAAAGAAUAUAUUCAUCAUAUUUUAUCAAGGAGAACAGCUCAGGCUGAAAAUCAAGAAGAUCUGUGACGGGUUUCGCGCCACCAUCUACCCCUGCCCAGAGCCUGCAGCCGAGCGCAAAGAGAUGCUGGCCAGUGUCAACGUGAGGCUGGAAGACUUGAUCACUGUCAUCACCCAGACAGACUCUCACCGGCAGCGCCUACUGCAGGAAGCAGCCACCAACUGGCACUCCUGGGUCAUCAAGGUGCAGAAGAUGAAGGCCGUCUACCACGUCCUGAACAUGUGCAACAUCGACGUCACCCAGCAGUGCAUCAUCGCCGAGAUCUGGUUCCCAGUAGCAGACACCAAGCACAUCAAGAGGGCCCUGGAGCAGGGCAUGGAACUCAGUGGCUCUUCCAUGGUCCCCAUUAUGACAGAAGUGGAGACUAAAACAGACCCUCCCACCUUCAACAGGACCAAUAAGUUUACAGCUGGCUUUCAGAACAUUGUCGAUGCGUAUGGUGUAAGCAGCUACAGAGAGAUCAACCCAGGGGUCACAAUGCUGAUCUGGAACACCUUCUUCAAUGGGCGUUACCUGAUCCUGCUCAUGGGCGUAUUCUCCAUCUACACCGGCUUGAUCUACAAUGACUGCUUCUCCAAAUCUUUUAACAUCUUUGGUUCCUCUUGGAGCGUCCAGCCUAUGUUCAGAAAUGGCACGUGGAAUGCUCAUGUCAUGGAAAAGAGUCAGUAUUUGCAGCUGGACCCGGCCAUCCCAGGAGUGUAUUCUGGAAAUCCCUACCCGUUUGGGAUUGAUCCGAUUUGGAACCUGGCUUCAAACAAACUCACAUUUUUAAACUCCUAUAAGAUGAAGAUGUCAGUCAUCCUGGGCAUCAUUCAGAUGACUUUUGGUGUUAUUCUCAGCCUCUUCAAUCACAUUUACUUCAGAAGAACCCUCAACAUCAUUCUGCAGUUCAUCCCCGAGAUGAUUUUUAUGCUGAGCCUGUUUGGAUACCUGGUUUUCAUGAUCAUUUUCAAGUGGUGCCGGUACGAUGCCCACACAUCCCAGAAGGCUCCCAGCAUCCUCAUCCACUUCAUCAGCAUGUUUUUGUUUGACUACGAUGAUUCCAAUGCACCCCUGUACAGCCAUCAGCAAGAAGUCCAAACUUUCUUUGUCAUUAUAGCGUUGGUCUCUGUGCCGUGGAUGCUCCUGAUUAAGCCAUUUAUUCUCAGAGCCCAACACCAGAAAUCUCAGCUGCAGUCUUUCACAAUCCACGAGGAUGACAUUGAAGGUGGCCACUCAAGCACCUCUGCUCAGAAGAAGACCUCAGGCGCCCACGGGACUAAGGAUGGCCACGAGGAGGAGUUCAACUUUGGAGACAUCUUUGUCCACCAGGCCAUCCAUACCAUUGAGUACUGUCUAGGCUGUAUCUCCAACACAGCCUCGUACCUUCGGCUCUGGGCCCUCAGCUUGGCUCAUGCAGAGCUGUCCGAGGUGCUCUGGACCAUGGUGAUGAACAUCGGCCUCCGCCUUCGGGGCUGGGGAGGGCUCAUUGGGGUCUUCAUCAUCUUUGCCGUCUUCGCCGUCCUGACGGUCGCCAUCCUCCUCAUCAUGGAGGGGCUCUCGGCCUUUCUGCAUGCCCUCCGGCUGCAUUGGGUGGAGUUCCAGAACAAGUUCUAUGAGGGGGCUGGCUCCAAGUUCUCCCCAUUCUCCUUCAAACACGUCCUGGAAGGGACCGAGGAAUAGGCUGGUGCCACCUGAAGGAGUUCACUCUUGUCUCUGGUGUCCGCCCAGGCCAGGUGUCCCAGAAGCAGCCCUGUUGGCUCCCUGAAGUGUGAAGCUGUGUGAGGCAUGGGAUUCGGCAGGAUUUAACCGCGUAACCGAGGGGCUGCUUUUUGCUUGAUCAAAUGCCAAAAUAACUGGGAAACGGGAGUGGGCACUAGACCACUGUCUUGUAAUAGUUUAUUUUUGUUUUACUGUCUAUCUGGUUUGAGACAAGGUCUCAUGAGCUCUAACCAUCCUGGAAAUAGCUACGUAGCCAAGGAUGGCUUUGAACUCCGGCUCCUCCUGCCUCCACUUUGUUGAGACGACAGGUACGGGCCACCACACCUGGAUCCCCCGCAAUAUUUCAAGGAUUAGAAUCACGAAAAUAAACGUCUGCUCUGUUCACUGUU